This is a messenger RNA of Lentinula edodes (shiitake mushroom), 1509 nucleotides long. Its product is annotated as putative isomerase YbhE. Gene Ontology annotation, molecular function: 6-phosphogluconolactonase activity; protein binding. The record is from RefSeq and is a predicted model, not a curated record. The transcript is spliced from 4 exons. Lineage: Eukaryota; Fungi; Basidiomycota; Agaricomycetes; Agaricales; Omphalotaceae. The coding region runs from base 190 to 1284 and encodes 364 amino acids.
CCUACUCGUGAUUCGCAGUCCGUAUGCUACAUGUCAUCCCCAAUGUUAGUGAUUACUGCAUUGAUACCGAAAGAAGCUUCCCGUAAGGUGACGAUUUCCGAAAGGCUCUUCUCGAAAACUCUCAUGCUUCUCUCAUGGAGUAUAAAUUGAUCAUGCAACCCUUGGGUGUAUUUCUUCGCGCAGCUCAUAAUGGUCAAAUUCUCCAUCCUCGCAGGUGGCUACAACACUUUUAUUGCCACGUACUUAUUCGAUUCCUCUGCUGGGACUCUUGAUGUCUCUGCAAAAUUCCCCGCUGGCACCAAUACUUCGUGGAUCACACCCCAUCCGACCAACUCUAGCAUUUUCUACGCUACUAACGAGCUUUCGCCCAUGGGCGCGCUUCAAUCUUAUACUACAACUUCGGAUGGAGUUGUCUCAGGUCCACAUGAUACUGUUCCCUCAGGCGGAAGUGAUCCGGCGUUCACAGUAGCUUUGUCUACUGGUCAAGUCGCCAUCAUGAAUUAUGACUCUGGAAAUGGACGGAUAUUCCCUACGGACUCCACGUCUUUGAAGUUUGACAACGACUCCGCGCCUAUUAUCACCUUUCCGCCGCCUGUGGGUGGUGUGUCUCAUCCGCACAUGGCGUACGAGUACGAGGGAGAAGUCAUUGUACCCGAUCUGGGAGGCGACAAGCUCUGGAGAAUUACUCGAGAUGACGGUCCAGCUCAUCCAGGGGACUGGAAUAUCACCGGGCUUAUUCCUCAACCUUUAGGGAGCGGUCCUCGACACAUGAAGAUUUUCGGGGAUCGAAUUUUCGUCAUCCACGAACUCGCUUCUACUUUGACCGUUCAGCCAAUACCUGCUCCGCCCAAUGGGACUUCGGACAUCAUCGAUAGCAAACUGAUUACUCCUUCCGGCUUACCUGCAGGGGCCGCGAUGGCAGCGGCGGAGAUACUCAUUCCCAAUCCAACUUUGAAAUUCCCGACUCCGUAUAUUUAUGUUUCGAAUCGGAACACGGGCGUGCAAGACCCACGCGGGGACGCCAUAGCCAUUUUCGAGCAUGUUAACCCCGGGAAGCCUGAUGAGGGGCUAAAACUUAUCACGGAGGUCUUCACUGGGCUGGAUCAAAUUCGAGGGAUGGAAAUUGGACUAGAGCGUAAUGGAGGGGAUGAAUUCCUCAUAGCAGCCGGUGUCGCUGGAUCAGCGGGAGCGGUGGUGUAUCAGAGAGUAGAUGGGGGAAGGAAUUUAACAGAGGUGGCGAGGAAUCUGGACAUACCCACGAGAACCACCUUUAUCUGGCUAUAGGACGAUGAAAAUUUGUUCGUUGUAGCACAAUUAUCUACAUCUUCAUAUAAAGAUCUGUCAUUUUAGCGAAUCUUCCGCGGGGUCGGUUCUUUCGAAAGAAUACAAAAGUUCAAUAUCUUUGGCGAAGAAAGGAUCUUCGGGAGCCUUGCAGUUGUGAGUAAAGACUGGAUGACGAAGAAAGGCGCCCACCCGGCACGGCUCCAACGACCCGGCAGUUGAUUACUG